AUGAGCCCCAUUAAAUUAUCUGAUUUUACUUUUUAUAGUGCAAUUCAAAGAACACCAUUGCCAUAUUUUCAAGGUGCAAGUUGUCCAGUUUCAUUUUCACUUGUUCUUAAUAGUCCAAAUACUGGAGAAAUCAUUGAUCCUACAACUAUCUCUGUUUUUUCACCACCAUCCUCAGGUUUUUAUGCAACUUUGAAUUCAAUCAGUACUUAUCAAGUUAUCAUUUCUGAAGUCAUGAUAACACCUAGCCAGCCGAUUUUCGAUCUACUUUUAAAUUUUUCAGAUCCCACCGGUCAUCCUCACACCUACACACUCCCAGGAGUUCAAUGUCUACGUAACUAUCAUAUAUUUAGUGGUAUCAAAAAGAUUGAUCCAGCUGGAUUCAAUUUAGUUAAAAUGGGAAAAUCUGUUUUAUUUGAAGGUCAAAAUUUAAUCAUUGCCUCUGUCGAAUUUGGAUUUGACACCCUUACCACAGUUAGCGGUUCUGUUAAAUUUAAUACAAUGCCCUUUGUCUUUGAAGAGACCUAUUUCCCACCUUUAGGAUCUAAUAUCGUUCAAGACUACCAACUUCUUCGGUAUAAUUUCCACGAUUACAUAACUGUAGAAAGAACAGAAUCUCUUUUCUCCAAUCUCUAUAAUGAAUCCAAUUCUGUUUAUUUUUCCCCAUUUGCAAAGGCUGCUGCCAACCAAACUCAUUCAACCUAUCUAUUUACAAGAAGUUUUUACUCUUCAAUUAAUCCUGGGGAGCUGUCAACAUAUAUUUUGAAUUCAAAAUCGACAUCCUAUUCAAAUAGCUAUUAUGCUACAUAUCAACCUUUCAUAACUGUUGGAAGUUCAACUUUUAAUUAUCUGGUUAGUGAAGAAACAAAUGGUUUUCUCACCAAUGUUACAUCAAACAUAGGAAUUAUUGUUAAACCAGUUCUCUCUGUUUCUUUAUCUCCUUUUAGCAGUGACUCCUUCGGAUUUACAGUACCAUAUCCUUCAUCCUAUAAUUCUUCAACAAAUCAAUUCACAUACAAUUUUGUAUUACCUCUUUAUAAAUAUAUUACAAAUCUUGAAACAUUUUCUAUUUCACCAGGGUUAGACGUUUUUCCAACAUUUAAUUAUAUCACAAACCCAGCAUAUAAAUCUAUGGUUUUAAACAAUCUUAGUUUUCGUCAAACAACUUGGUAUCAGACAAUUGUUAGAGUAAAUAUUACUGCUAUGACAAACUGUCCAACAUCAUCUUUUGCUAUUCUCAAUACUAGGUUUGGAUUGGCUCAAAUGAUAUACACCAGUAAUUCAUACAGUGUUUAUGAAUAUGAAUUUCAUCCAAAUUCCAUAGAAGGUUAUUUCUUUAGGGUAUUCGACCUAUGUAACAAUAUGUUUACAUUUUAUAGUUCAUUGGCAUACAACGCAAAUAAUCCAAAUGAUACACUACCUGAACUACCACCACAAACAUUGUUAAUAUUUGAUACGGAUUUUACAUAUUUGGAAUUUUCAUCAAAUCACUUUGAUUUAACAUUGAAUAGUGCCAAUGUUAAACUUUUAUUCAGAUUGUCACCAGACAAGGUCAGAAAAGAUAUGGAACCCGCCAUUACAAUAGGAACCUAUUCAAGCAAAGGACUUUAUUCAGAAGAAUUGAGUGCUUAUGUUAUUGAUUUUACAAUUAAGAAGAAUACAGCUCCUGGAGUUAUCGAUUAUAAUUUAUAUUUUGAUGUUUUAGGUGUAUCAAGCCAGAAUCUCAUGUCAAUAUUGGGAAGUAAUGCGACAUUAACAGUUGAUAAUUCAAUUUUCGAUGAAAUUGCACCGAUGAUUACAAUGGUAAAUUCAUAUCCAGCCAAUAAUGUAUCAUUUGGAGCGUUGCCCACAAUGACCAUUGGUUGGGACAUCACAAUAUUUGACUCACCAACAGGUUUCUCAAGUGGAGUUGUAAAUGUAAUUUCCGAUUUAGAUCUUCUUCCAAGAACUUUUAAAAUUAGUCUAUCAGACAAAAUUUCAGGUUCAAGUACCUUAGGAGUAUAUCAAAUCAGAUUCCCUCUAAACUCUACUUGUCGAACCCAAACAUAUACUUUGGCCAACAUCACACUUACUGAUGGAAAUUCCAAGUCAUAUGAACAAGUGAAUCCAUUAUCCGGAAUUUAUGGAACUGUUUUCGAAAAUGAAACCAAAAUCACUGUAAAUUGUCCAAAAUUGUUGAUUGAUGACGAAGCACCAAAGUUGAUAUCAUUUUCAUUCUCACCAAAUACAAUUGAUGUCGGAUCAUUGAGCAGAACUGUUUUAUUUAGUCUGUUUUUACAAGAUAAUUUGGGAGGAUCAGAUAUUUCAAUCCGUCAUUUGCCAGUUAUCCAUUUAAUCUCAGAAAAUGGAAACUUUUUAGAAUUCACAACAAAUCUCACCAAAAUAAUUCAGGGUCCUACUCCACAGUAUAGAUACGAGCUUGCUGUAGAAAUCCCAUAUGGAUUUGGUGCUAGUCAAAUCUUUAUCAAUAUCUAUGGUGUUGUUGAUAAUUACAAUAAUUAUCGAUCAUAUAGUUCACUCGAUUUGAGAGGUUUAUCAUCCCCAUAUUUCAUCCUACGAAAUCACACAGUUAAUCAACCGAUAAUAGAAUCAUCAACAAAUUUAUUUAAAAAAGGAGGAUCACUUACUAUUUAUGGAAAAGCAUUUGGUGUUUCAAACACAUCAUUCAUCUCACAAAUCGAUUAUCAAGAUGGAAAUGGAUUUGUAAAUUUAGAUAUUGAUUUUCAUUCUGGAAUAGUUCUUCAAUACAAGAACAGAAUCAAACCAAUCACCUCUAAUAUUGUAAAGUUUAGAGUAUUUGGAAGUAAUGGUAUUGCAUCCAAUAUAUUCACCAUUCCAAUUCAAGAUUCAGAUCCACAAACAACAACCACUGGUGCUAUAUCUACAGCUGGUUCGACUACCACUGGAGGAGAAACUACAACUGGUUCAACCACAUCUUCACCAACAACAACACCAACAACACCACCCAAAUGUCCAGGAACACCAGAAUGUAACAACAAUGGACAAUGUAUUAAUUUUAUUUGUCAAUGUAAUCAACCUUGGUAUGGUCCAUCUUGUUCUUCAAAGAAUAUAAUUGUUCCAAUUCCACCAGCAUAUCCAGAACCAACAACAGGAACAAACAUAACAGAAUCUGGAAGUUUAAUCACAACAUCAAUUGAAAUCAUUGGAAUCAGAGAAUUGGAUGAUAUCAAUAAUAUCGUUGAACAAUUCAAUAUCAGCAAUUGGAAUUUCACAGAUCAAACAGCACCAACAACCAAUCCAAAAUAUUUCUAUUCAACACAAAUCAAUCAACGAUCAACCAUCUUAAAUGUGACAAUCGAAUAUUUCAAACAAUCAACAAAUAUCACAUUUGCAAAUCAAAAUCUAUUCAUUCCACAAUCAACAAUCAAAUUCACAAUGAAUCUGAAUUCAUAUCGAUUCAAACAACCAACCAAUACAUUACAAAUAUUGAUGAAAGCAGCGAUUGAAAGUGAUCAAUCAGAUGUUUGUUCAUCAUCUGGAUUUGGAUCAGUGAAUGGAUCGAUUCAAUGGAUCAAAUUGAAUGUUGGAGAUCAAAGUCUUUAUGGAAGAUUCUUAUCUGAUGGUAUGGUUGAUAAUACAGUUACACCGAUCAAGAAUGUUAUCAUUGAUCAAGACGAUAUCGAUUCAGAGCAAAGUAAGCAAUCAAGAUCAGCAAUUGUUGGAAUCACAAUUCCAUCAUAUUCAGACUCUGUCGAUUUAGAUCCUGAUUUCUCUAAUCUUGUCGAUGUUGGUUCAAGUGACACAUCCGAUUUCAUUUGUCCAAAGAAAGGAUUAUCGAAUGGUGCAAUUGCUGGUAUCGUUGUUGGUGGUGUCGUAUUUGUUGCAGUCUCAGUUGGUGCUGUAUUAUUAUUCAUGAGAAAAAGAAAAACUAAAAAAGAAGAAAAGAGAGUGAAGAAAAGAUUGUCAGAGCUUAGACAAAAUAAUGAUAAAGAUUUUGCAAUCCAAAGAACACCAUUUCCUUAUAUUCAAGAUGCAAGUUGUCCUAUUGCUUUUUCACUAGUUCUCAAUGACCCAAAUACUGGAGAAAUCAUUGAUCCUACAACUAUCACUGUUUUCUCACCACCAUCCACAAAUUUUCGUGUCUCUUUGAAUUCAGUCAGUACUUAUCAAGUUAUCAUUUCUGACGUCAUUGUAACACCUGGCCAACCGAUUUUCGAUCUAGUUUUAAAUUUAUCAGAUGCGACCGGCAAACCUUUAACUUACACACUCCCAGGAGUUCAAUGUCUACAGGUUGAUCCUGCUGGAUUCAAUUUAGUUAGAAUGGGACAAGCUGUUUUAUUUCAAAACUCAAUUAUUGCCUCUGUCGAAUUCGGAUUUGACACACUACCUACUACUAGUGGUACUGUUACUUUAAAUACAAUGCCUGUAGUUUUUGAAGAGGUCUAUUUUCCACCUUCAGGAUCAAAUAUCAUUCAAGACUACCAACUUCUUCAAUAUAAUCUUCUCGAUUACAUAACUGUGGAAAGAACAGAAUCUCUUAUCUCCAUCUUAUCUAACUUUUCCAUAUCUAAUUUUGCUCCAUUUGUCAAGGUUGUUGCUAAUCAAACACAUUCAACAUAUCUAUAUACAAGAUAUCUUUCGGGUACCGUUCAAGCUGGACAGCUAUCAACAUAUAUUUUGAAUUCAAAAUCAACUUCCUAUUCAAAUAACUAUCAUACUACAUAUCUACCUUUAAUAACAAUUGGAAGUUCAACUUUUAAUUAUCAGGUUAAUGAAGAAACAAAUGGUUUUCUCACCAAUGUUACAUCAAACAUAGGAAUUAUUGUUAAGCCCGAACUCUACGUUGUAAUAUCUGGUUUUGGAGCCAACUCUUUCCAAUUUACAGUACCAUAUCCUUCAUCUUAUAAUUCUUCAACAAAUCAAUUCACAUACAAUUUUGUAUUACCUCUUUAUAAAUAUAUUACAAAGCUUCAAGUUUUUUCUAUAUCACCUGGGCUAGAAGUUUUCCCAACAUUUAAUUAUAUCACAAACCCAGCAUAUAAAUCUAUGGUUUUAAACAAUCUUAGUUUUCGUCAAACAACUUGGUAUCAGACAAUUGUUAGAGUAAAUAUUACUGCUAUGAUAAACUGUCCAACAUCAUCUUUUAUUUUUGGCCAUUUAAAGUUUGGAUUGGCUCAAAUGAUAUUCACCAGUGAUUCACACAGUGUUUAUGAAUAUGAAUUUUAUCUAAAUUCUAUCAAUGGCUAUAAUUUUAGAGUAUUGGAUCUAUGUAACAACAUGUUUACAUUUUAUAAUUCAUUGGCAUACAACGCAAAUAAUCCAAAUGAUACACUACCUGAACUACCACAAACAUUGCUAAUAUUUGAUACGGAUUUUACAUAUUUGGAGUUUUCAUCAAAUCACUUUGAUUUAACAUUGAAUAGUGCCAAUGUUAAACUUUUAUUCAGAUUGUCACCAGACAAGGUCAGAAAAGAUAUGGAACCUGCCAUUACAAUAGGAACCUAUUCAAGCAAAGGACUUUAUUCAGAAGAAUUGAGUGCUUAUGUUAUUGAUUUUACAAUUAAGAAGAAUACAGCUCCUGGAGUUAUCGAUUAUUGGCUAGAUUUUCUUGUUUCCGGAGUAUCUUGUGAGAAUCUCAUGUCAAUAUUGGGAAGUAAUGCGACGUUAACAGUUGAUAAUUCAAUUUUCGAUGAAAUUGCACCGAUGAUUACAAUGGUAAAUUCAUAUCCAGCCAAUAAUGUAUCAUUUGGAGCGUUGCCCACAAUGACCAUUGGUUGGGACAUCACAAUAUUUGACUCACCAACAGGUUUCUCAAGUGGAGUUGUAAAUGUAAUUUCCGAUUUAGAUCUUCUUCCAAGAACUUUUAAAAUUAGUCUAUCAGACAAAAUUUCAGGUUCAAGUACCUUAGGAGUAUAUCAAAUCAGAUUCCCUCUAAACUCUACUUGUCGAACCCAAACAUAUACUUUGGCCAACAUCACACUUACUGAUGGAAAUUCCAAGUUAUAUGAACAAGUGAAUCCAUUAUCCGGAAUUUAUGGAACUGUUUUCGAAAAUGAAACCAAAAUCACAUUAAAUUGUCCUAAAUUGUUGAUUGAUGACGAAGCACCAAAGUUGAUAUCAUUUUCAUUCUCACCAAAUACAAUUGAUGUCGGAUCAUUGAGCAGAACUGUUUUAUUUAGUCUGUUUUUACAAGAUAAUUUGGGAGGAUCAGAUAUUUCAAUCCGUCAUUUGCCAGUUAUCCAUUUAAUCUCAGAAAAUGGAAACUUUUUAGAAUUCACAACAAAUCUCACCAAAAUAAUUCAGGGUCCUACUCUACAGUAUAGAUACGAUCUUGCUGUAGAAAUCCCAUAUGGAUUUGGUGCUAGUCAAAUCUUUAUCAAUAUCUAUGGUGUUGUUGAUAAUUACAAUAAUUAUCGAUCAUAUAGUUCAAUCGAUUUGAGAGAUUUAUCAUUCCCAUAUUUCAUCAUAAGAAAUCACACAGUUAAUCAACCGAUAAUAGAAUCAUCAACAAAUUUAUUUAAAAAAGGAGGAUCACUUACUAUUUAUGGAAAAGCAUUUGGUGUUUCAAACACAUCAUUCAUCUCACAAAUCGAUUAUCAAGAUGGAAAUGGAUUUGUAAAUUUAGAUAUUGAUUUUCAUUCUGGAAUAGUUCUUCAAUACAAGAACAGAAUCAAACCAAUCACCUCUAAUAUUGUAAAGUUUAGAGUAUUUGGAAGUAAUGGUAUUGCAUCCAAUAUAUUUACCAUUCCAAUUCAAGAUUCAGAUCCACAAACAACAACCACUGGUGCUAUAUCUACAGCUGGUUCGACUACUGGUGGUUCUACCACUGGAGGAGAAACUACAACUGGUUCAACCACAUCUUCACCAACAACAACACCAACAACACCACCCAAAUGUCCAGGAACACCAGAAUGUAACAACAAUGGACAAUGUAUCAAUUCAAUUUGUCAAUGUUAUCAACCUUGGUAUGGUCCAUCUUGUUCUUCAAAAAUUGUUAUUAUUCCAAUUCCACCAGCAUAUCCAGAACCAACAACAGGAACAAACAUCACAGAAUCUGGAAGUUUAAUCACAACAUCAAUUGAAAUCAUUGGAAUCAGAGAAUUGGAUGAUAUCAAUAAUAUCGUUGAACAAUUCAAUAUCAGCAAUUGGAAUUUCACAGAUCAAACAACACCAACAACCAAUCCAAAAUAUUUCUAUUCAACACAAAUCAAUCAACGAUCAACCAUCUUAAAUGUGACAAUCGAAUAUUUCAAACAAUCAACAAACAUCACAUUUGCAAAUCAAAAUCUAUUCAUUCCACAAUCAACAAUCAAAUUCGCAAUGAAUCUGAAUUCAUAUCGAUUCAAACAACCGACCAACACAUUACAAAUAUUGAUGAAAGCAGCGAUUGAAAGUGAUCAAUCAGAUGUUUGUUCAUCAUCUGGAUUUGGAUCAGUGAAUGGAUCGAUUCAAUGGAUCAAAUUGAAUGUUGGAGAUCAAAGUCUUUAUGGAAGAUUCUUAUCUGAUGGUAUGGUUGAUAAUACAGUUACACCGAUCAAGAAUGUUAUCAUUGAUCAAGACGAUAUCGAUUCAGAGCAAAGUAAGCAAUCAAGAUCAGCAAUUGUUGGAAUCACAAUUCCAUCAUAUUCAGACUCUGUCGAUUUAGAUCCUGAUUUCUCUAAUCUUGUCGAUGUUGGUUCAAGUGACACAUCCGAUUUCAUUUGUCCAAAGAAAGGAUUAUCGAAUGGUGCAAUUGCUGGUAUCGUUGUUGGUGGUGUCGUAUUUGUUGCAGUCUCAGUUGGUGCUGUAUUAUUAUUCAUGAGAAAAAGAAAAACUAAAAAAGAAGAAAAGAGAGUGAAGAAAAGAUUGUCAGAGCUUAGACAAAAUAAUGAUAAAGAUUUUUCAUCUCAAGGAGAAGGUACAAAUAAGUUAUUUAUUUUUAAAACAACCGUUCUUCUUCCAGCUGGAGGACCUUCUGGUAUCACCAAGUUCAUUCUAGAUUUAGAUAUAGCAUCGUCAUCUUCUGUUAACAAAUUUCAAUUAUAUGGAUUUCAAUGUUAUGAGUUUGAUAUGAAUAGUUUUGAUAUUGGUUUCGUUGGACAACCUGUACUCUAUGAUGAUGUUGGCAAGAUAUCUGUUAGUUUUGAAAUGGUUUCACCUCUAAACCAAUCGAUUACCCCAGUGGGUGGAGUACUAGGUAAUUCUUUUAGUUGUGCUGGUCUAUCUUUAGUUGGUGGAAAGUAUGGAAAUAUUUUGUUUGGUAUGAAUUCAGGAUAUACCAAUCCACUACCAUCCAAUAUCUCUGCAACCUUAACAUUUAGAGGAAGGACAAUAGUAUUUAAUGUUACAAAUAUAUUCCCAUCAUCAACUAGAACCUCUGUUGUUGUUAGUGAAACCUUUGCACCUGCUUCUGGAUUAACAAUACAACAAGACUACCAACUUGCAAAUCUACAAUCCAACCAUUUCCUUACAGUUUCUAACCCCAACUCUUAUUUUGUUGUUGAUAUCACUGGUACACAAUACCCUUUCAGAAGAUCUAAAUCCAAUUCUACACAUACAGUUUAUUCCCAACGAAAUAAUUAUAUCUCGAUGACAGUUGGUUUUUUAAAAACUUAUGUUUUAGAUAAAACUUCUACUUUAUAUUCUAGUUCAUAUGGUGCAACAUAUAAUUUGAAUUCUCAAUAUCAAAAUUCUAAAUUUGUAGCUUCACCAAGAUUUGAUUCAAAAUCGAAUACUAUUUUCUUAAACUGUACAGCUACCACCUUUUUUAAUUAUAAUGUUCUAUAUAAAUAUCAAAUUUUAAAUUCCCCAGGUCAAUUCAAUCUAAGAGCUCCUUACCCAUCAUUUAACAAUGUAACAGGAGAUGGUUCUUUCACCUAUUACUUUGAGCUUCCUUUCUAUAAAAAUGUGACACAACAAUAUCCAGAAUUAAUUGUAUUUCCAGCUGGUCUAAAUACUGUUAGUUUAAUGUUACUCGAUAAAUCAAUAGUAUUUAAUAUUAUUUUGAAUAAUGUUACUUUUAGACAAGUAUCAUGGAGUACUGUUUUAGUUAGAAUGAAUGUUUCAUCAACUAAUUGUCCAGUCGAUGCCUUUAUGAUUGGACAAACACCAUUUAAUUCCUCAAUAUUGGUUUAUGGUGAUCAUUUUAAUGGGGUAUACGAAGCAGAAGUCUAUUUUCCACCACUAGCAGACGCUCAAAUAACAAUCUAUGAUGGAUGUAACCAUCAAAGUGUAUUCCCAAUCUCUUUGAAUUAUAAUCCUGAUAAGCCAACCAUUACUCUUUCAAAUCUUCCAAAUUUAGAAUAUUAUGUUUAUCCAAGUAACAUAUCAUAUUUCUCUUUCCUAACCAAUGAUAUCGAUUUAACUGCCACUGGUGAUAUUGUUGUUACACUACAAUUCAAAUUAAAGAUUCCAGUAAAAACGUUAACUCCAUCGAUAACUCUGGCAAACAUUGCUUAUGAGCAAUUUGGUGCAUACGAUAACAGUUUAAAUCUUUAUGUUAUCAAUUUCAAUGUAUCGCAAAAUAAUCCUCAUGGAAAUAUUUUCUAUACUCUUAAAUUCAGUCCAAUUUUCCAAUUGACAGUCGAUAUUUUACAGUCAUAUAUGGGCAACAAUGCUACACUAAGAAUAUCAAAAUCAAAUUGUGAUUAUAUUAAUCCUAUGAUCGUAACUUUGAUGGCAAUUCCUAGUAAUAGUAACUCUUUUCCUACUGACUCUACAACUAUAAAUAUUGGAUGGCAAAUGAGAAUUACCGAUCCCAGUGGAUUUGCUGGGGGUACUGUCCAGGUGAUUUCCGAUUAUGACUUGAACCCUAGAUCAUUUGUUAUUACAUCAUUUACCAACAGAAAAAGUGGUAACGAAUAUGAUGGAACCUAUGAAUUUACUUUCCCAGUGACUGGAAAAUGUCGAAAUCAAGUAUUUAAAAUUGUCAAUGCUACAUUCUUUGAUAUGAACUCUCCAGCCACUGAAUAUACGCCUUUCGAUCCUCUCACUCCAAUCUAUGGUUCUGCAUAUGAACAACAAAUUAAAAGUUACAUUUAUUGUAAUUCCUUUACUAUGGAUGCAACAGCUCCAACUUUAACUAAUUUUAAUAUGACACCAAGUGUGAUCGAUGUUGGAAGAAUUAAUAGAGAGGUAACACUGAAUCUUACUGUUUUAGAUACGGGUGGAUCAGAUGUCUCUAUGAAAAAUCCACCUGUGGUGCAAUUGACCUCUGAAAAUGGAAAUUCACUUGAUGUUACCACUAAAUACAUAGGAUUAACAGAAGGACCAAGUGGCUAUGAAUACAGAUUCUCAGCUGUUCAACAAUUACCUUUUGGAUUUGGUUUUACCAAGAUCUUUGCUAAUGUAUUUGGAAUCAAUGACGACUUCCAAAACUAUAGAUCAUAUAGUCCAUCUGAUUUAGAUAGUCUUGGCUUUCCUUAUUUUAUCACCAAAACAUUCUCUACUAUCCAACCAAUUAUUGAAAGUUCAUCUAGAUUGACAAGCAAUGGUGUAUAUUUAACAAUCUAUGGAAAAUCAUUUGGAUUGAAUCCCAAUGGUUUCGUUUCACAGAUUAACUACAAUGAUGGCAAUGGAUAUCAAAAUCUCACAUCUAUUUUCCAUUCCGGUGUCAUUUUACAAUAUAACAACCUUAUUAAUCCAAUUGACUCAAAUUUUGUAUUUUUCAGAGUUAUAAAAGAUAACAUCGCAUCCAAUGAAUUGAAUAUCACAGUUUACUUUGAAGCUCCUUUUACACCUGAAACUACUACCACCACAACCACAGGAUCUCCCACUACUACAGGGGGAGAAUCCACCACAGGUGGAGAAACUUCCAGUACCACAGGAUCUACCACAGCAACACCUACCUCAACACCAAAACCCCAAACAUGUCUAGGAACACCAGAAUGUAACAACAAUGGACAAUGUAUUAAUCUUAUUUGUCAAUGUAAUCAACCUUGGUAUGGUCCAUCUUGUUCUUCAAAAACUGUUAUUAUUCCAAUUCCACCAGCAUAUCCAGAACCAACAACAGGAACAAACAUAACAGAAUCUGGAAGUUUAAUCACAACAUCAAUUGAAAUCAUUGGAAUCAGAGAAUUGGAUGAUAUCAAUAAUAUCGUUGAACAAUUCAAUAUCAGCAAUUGGAAUUUCACAGACCAAACAACACCAACAACCAAUCCAAAAUAUUUCUAUUCAACACAAAUCAAUCAACGAUCAACCAUUUUAAAUGUGACAAUCGAAUAUUUCAAACAAUCAACAAAUAUCACAUUUGCAAAUCAGAAUCUAUUCAUUCCACAAUCAACAAUCAAAUUCACAAUGAAUCUGAAUUCAUAUCGAUUCAAACAACCGACCAACACAUUACAAAUAUUGAUGAAAGCAGCAAUUGAAAGUGAUCAAUCAGAUGUUUGUUCAUCAUCUGGAUUUGGAUCAGUGAAUGGAUCGAUUCAAUGGAUCAAAUUGAAUGUUGGAGAUCAAAGUCUUUAUGGAAGAUUCUUAUCUGAUGGUAUGGUUGAUAAUACAGUUACACCAAUAAAGAAUGCUAUUAUUGAUCAAGACGAUAUCGAUUCAGAACAAAACAAACAAUUCCGAUCAGCAAUUGUUGGAAUCACAAUUCCAUCAUAUUCAGACUCUGUCGAUUUAGAUCCUGAUUUCUCGAAUCUCAUUGAUGUUGGAUCAAGUGACACAUCCAAUGUUAUAUGUUCACCAAAGAAAGGAUUAUCGAAUGGCGCAAUUGCUGGUAUUGUAGUUGGUGGUGUAUUGUUCGUUUCUAUAAUAAUUGGAACUACCUUAUUUUUAGUAAAGAGAAAAGAAUUGAAAGAACAUGAUCGAAAAAUACAAAAACGUAUUGAAAUGAAUAAGCGAGGACUGUAA
Molecule: messenger RNA, 11787 nt
Organism: Heterostelium album PN500
Lineage: Eukaryota; Evosea; Eumycetozoa; Acytosteliales; Acytosteliaceae
Product: calcium-binding EGF-like domain-containing protein
Exons: 28
Coding region: 1-11787 (3928 amino acids)
Biological process (GO): sexual reproduction
Source: RefSeq, a predicted model, not a curated record